Messenger RNA from Strongylocentrotus purpuratus (purple sea urchin), 2264 nucleotides. Its product is annotated as suppressor of SWI4 1 homolog. The coding region runs from base 93 to 2264 and encodes 723 amino acids. The record is from RefSeq and is a predicted model, not a curated record. Gene Ontology annotation, biological process: ribosomal large subunit assembly; rRNA processing. Gene Ontology annotation, cellular component: preribosome, large subunit precursor. Gene Ontology annotation, molecular function: rRNA binding. The transcript has 16 exons. Lineage: Eukaryota; Metazoa; Echinodermata; Echinoidea; Camarodonta; Strongylocentrotidae.
GAGAGAUUUCACUUAGAAAACAUGUGUGACUUGUCGUGUGAACACCAAAUCCUCGUUUAGAACUUUAAAAAUCACCAGUUGAGAAGACUAUUAUGGCUCGUAAAAAGAGCAAAUCUAAAAAGGCAGCCCAGAGGAAACAAAACCUUGCAGAGAAUGACUAUGGGAAAGCUCCACAUACGUUUGUCUUCAAUAGGGGCAGGGUCGGAAAGAACGGCUUGCAGCUUAUGCUUGAUACGAGGCAAAUGAUGGAGCCUUACACCGCAUCAAGUCUUCGAGCCCGUAAGAAGAACACUCUGAAGGACUUUGUUGGAGUAGCUGGUCCUCUUGGUGUUUCUCACUUUCUGUCCUACACAAAGACAGACUCUGCAAUUCAUAUGAGAAUAAUGAGGCUGCCCAGAGGACCAACCUUGACCUUCAAAGUUCACAAGUACACUUUAGCUAAGGAUGUUGUAUCGUCGCUACGGAAACCCAGCAUGUAUGCAUCUCAGUUCCUGCAUCAUCCUCUUCUCAUCCUCAACAACUUCAACGGGAAUGAACUGCGCUUCAAGCUCAUGACCACCAUGUUCCAGAAUAUGUUUCCAUCUAUCAAUGUCAACAAGAUUCAUCUGAAUGACAUCAGAAGGUGUGUUCUGCUCAACUACAAUGCAGAGACCGAGCGGAUAGAGUUCAGGCACUAUUCCAUCAAGGCUGUUCCAAUGGGAAUGAGCCGAAGCACCAAGAAACUUCUCCAGAGUAAAGUUCCCAAUCUAGGACGUUACCAGGAUGUCAGUGACUUCUUCCUAAACACCGGUCAGUUGUCCGAGAGCGAGGCAGAGCUGGACGGAGAACACAAUGAAGUGACCCUGCCUCAGAGGCUCGCUAGCCGAGGCAACCUGGACAACCAGAAGAGCGCCAUCAGGUUAAUAGAGAUUGGACCUCGGCUACAGCUUGGCCUCAUAAAGAUAGAAGAAGGUCUAGGUGAAGGGGAGGUACUCUAUCAUGAAUCCAUAACAAAAACAAAGGAGGAAAUUUCAGCAGCCAGAGAGGUGAAAUUCAGGAAGAAGAUUGCAAAGAUCAAGAGGAAAAAGCAGCAAGAGGCAAAUGUAGCCAAGAAACAGCAGGAAAAUGAGGAAAACAAGACACGUUCCAUUCAAGGGAUGAAGAGGAAGUACGGGAAGGAGGACGGCGAAGGGAAGAACGAAGGAGAAGAUGAAGAGAAGAAGGUGGAGGAGGAUGACGAUAGGCAGUAUUACAGAGACGCAGUGGGAGAGGAACCUGAUGCAGGUCUGUUUCCGAAAAAGAGAUCAAAAUCUUCUGAGGGCACCAGAGGCAGAGGCAGGGGCACCAGAGGCAGGGGCGAGAGCAGAGGCAGGGGCGACAACAAGCGGCAGAAAUUUGGAUCUCAAGAUCGUAGCAGAGGAGGAUCAGGGGAACGAGGAGGAGGAGGGGGAAGAGGAAGAGGAGUACCUGACUUGGAAGUCUCCUUCACUGCAAUGCGUUUCAUCGACGACAGAGACCUAAGGCAGUGGGUCCAGGAGAACCUGCAACGAAAGCUGGUCCAACAGGCACACGAGCUUGCAGUGCAGACAGGGUGCGAAGUGCUUGUUCGGUUUCAAGAUGGACGGGAGUCUCCACAUUGCAAGUACUACGUCACAGACAGGAUGAAGCAUGACUACGUGAAUUACGGCGUCCGGGCUGACCCUGGUGACCUGCCGAUGUCAGGUGAAUCAGGAUUGCCCAAGAAGUAUGUCCACGACUUCACAUGCCAGGUGGCUUGUGAACCCACUGGCCCUAUCCCCUACGCACCGGAGCACACCGAAACACACGAGGCUGAAAUCAUUCGGGUACAACAGCAUCCCAAUAUAUCUGUGCAAGGUGUCCAUUGUAGUGAGGAGUGGCAAAGGCUGUACAGGGAGAGAUUGUGGACCCAGCAGACUUCGACGUCAUCCACGUCAAAAUUAGAAGCAGCCAUCCACUCAGAGGUUCAAAGGCGAUCGCCAGGCGCCAAUGGACAACGACCGUAUGUAUAUCCAGCAAGUGCGUUGAUUCAGUCGGAUGCGUCCGUACCUACUGCGACGGAGAGCCACAUCGUGUCACAUCUAGAUGACAACGAUGCUGCUCUACGAAAUCUGAAGCAGUUACACCUCAAAAGACUGAUGAGGCGUGAGAUAGAACAAGAGGCACCCACCGCCACCGCCACCUCCACCACCACCAGAGCCAUGGCCACCACAACCACAACAAGAACUCCAAACACAGGAUGUCAGGACGAAUGGUCUCGGCUUUGA